UCCUCUUUCCUGGGGCAACAGCACAGUGUGAGACAGCCGGCACUAGUCAAGUUAUUAAGUGGACUUUAUCCGGGGCCUUUUCUCCUAGUUGUUUUUGUGAACGCUUCAUUUUCUUAGCGUUUCAGGAGAUUUAUAACAUCCUGCAGCUCAGUUUCUGAGAGCUUUACUGAUUUAUCUCUCUACUCAAAACAAGCGUUGAUUCCUGCAAUUCUGAAGAUCUCAAGAUCUGAAAUAAUGUUGAAAAAUUUGCAGUGAGACAUGGCCAAUGAACGGUGGAAAAUUGUUCUACUUAAUGGAUUGGAGGAGUGCAACGAAUAUCAGUUUAAAAUGAUUAAGUUAUUACUGGCCAAAACGUUAAAGCUGUCUGCAAAAAUGCAAGAAGAAUAUGACAAAGUAAAGAUUGCUAAUUUGAUGAUAAAAGAGUUCGAACAUGACGCUGGUGUGAAUAAAUUUAUAAAACUCUGCAAAGAUGUAACAGCACUUCAACCCAUUGCAGAAAAACUUAGAGCAGAAAAGGCAAAAGUUAUGAAUAAAAUCAAAUCCACACCAGAAAAGGGAACAACCCCUUCAGAGAAGAGGAAGCAGAAAGAAGAGGGUCCUGCUACACCUGCCCCCUCCACAAGCAAAGUUCUCACAUCUCAAGGAGCAGAGGUGACUCCUGGACAUCAGAAAAGAAAAAGUGCAGCCGAAGGAAAGGACAGGACCAAAAGGAUUAAGGUGUCAGAGGAGAAGACUCAGUUUCCCUGUCCUGCAGGAGUCAGCAUGUUCACACCCAUGGGCCAUCCCCCACCUCCCCAGACCUCAUCAGCUCCAUCCAACACUUCCCCACCUGAGAACCCAAAACCAUGGGCCAACUCUCAAGUAACCGCCAGAAGACCUGAUCUCCGAAAGGGCCCGACGGUGGUGAUGGUGCUGAGUGCAGCAGACCCAUUUGCAUAUGAGUCCUCAGAAAAGGAGAUGAAAUCAAUGUUUCAUGCCACAGUGGCUACAGAGAAACAGUUCUUUCACAUGAAGGUUUUCAACAUCAGCCUGAAGAGAAAAUUCACCAGAAAUAGAAUUAUCAUUUUGUCAGAUUAUUUUGAAAACGACCAUCUCCUAGAGGUGAAUGAAACCUCUUCUGUAUCUGAAGCUGGUCCUGACCAAAAGAUUGAGGUUCCAGACAACAUCAAAAGAAGAGCAAAGGAAACCCUGCCGAUUGAUAUCAUUAAAAGGCAAGCUUCUGAAACUAUUGUACAUGGAUCAUUUACGCUACAUAAGAGAACAGUAAAUAAGAACAACACAAUCUAUGAAAUCCAGGAUGAUACAGGAAACAUGGAAGUAGUGGGAAAAGGAAAAUGUCACAAUAUUCCCUGCGAGGAAGGAGAUAAACUUCAACUCUUCUGCUUUCGACUGAGAAAAAAGAACCAGACAUCAAAACUGAUUUCUAAAAUACAUAGUUUCAUCCAGGUAAAGAAAAAAACAAACCAGAGGAUCUAUGACUCCAAGACAUUGAAACUACCCGAGAAGCAGAAUGAGGUUCUAAAACGUUCAGAGGCCAGCACAACCCUGACUCAGCGCCACCCCCAGACUCCUCUGAUGCCUCCAGCAGCCCCACCCAGCACUUUCUUACUUAAGGUAAAGGAAAAUACAAACCAGAGGAUCUAUGACUCCAAGACAUUGAAAGUAUCCGAGAAGCAGAAUGAGGUUCCAAAACGUUCAGAGGCCAGCACAACCCUGACUCAGCGCCACCCCAGGACUCCUCUGAUGCCUCCAGCAGCCCCACCCAGCACUUUGUUACUUAAGGUAAAGAAAAAAACAAACCAGACAAUCUAUGACUCCAAGACAUUGAAACUAUCCGAGAAGCACAAUGAGGUUCCAAAACGUUCAGAGGCCAGCACAACCCUGACUCAGCGCCACCCCCAGACUCCUCCGAUGCCUCCAGCAGCCCCACCCAGCACUUUCUUACUUAAGAAGGAACAAGCCAUCCCAGGAGCAGAGACUUACUCUGCAAACAUCAGAUUCAGCACACCAACUGUGGCCCCUGCUCAUCUUUAUGCGCCAUAUCCAAAACUCCCAUCCAGCAGUUUCUUAAGCAAGAAAGAAGACAGAAUCACCCAAACCAAAGACACCAUGAGGAUACAGAUGUCACCAGAAGAGAAUCAAGUUUCAGGACUAUUCACAACCAGCACAUGCCCAACUGAGAGCAUGCCCCAGACUCCCAAGAUGCCUCCAGCAACAUCAUCCAGCAGUUCCUUGAUCAAGAAAUCAAGACGGAAACCUAUACCUAAAGAAGCUUCCACAGAAGAAGGCCACCAGAGUGGACCCUUAGAAGUGAUGGUGCUUAAAGCAACAGAACCAUUUGUAUAUGCAUUCAAAGAGGAGAAAAAGAUGUUUCAUGCCACAGUGGCUACGGAAAGUGAAUUCUUCCGGGUAAAAGUUUUCAACAUCAACCUAAAAGAGAAGUUCACUCCAAGGAAGAUCAUUACCAUAUCGGAUUAUGUGGGGCGCAAUGGGUUCCUGGAAGUAUACCCUUUCUCAUCCGUGUCUGAAGUGGGUGCUGACCGAAAGAUGGAGAUCUCAAGCAGUCUGAUUAAAAAUGCUAAUGCAACUCCUAAGAUCAAUCAUCUCUGUUCACAAACUAAAGAAAAAUUUGUGAAUGGGGUGUUUAUGGUACACAAGAAAAAUGUGAGGGAUAAAUGCACUUAUUACGAAAUACAAGAUAAUACAGGGAGGAUGGAAGUAGUGGUGUAUGGACGACUGACCACAGUCAACUGUGAGGAAGGUGAUAAACUUAAACUCAUCUGCUUUGAGCUGGCACACACAAGUGAGGACAACUGGCAGCUGAGAUCCGUAAUUCACAGUUACAUCAAGGUCAUCAAGGCCAGGAAAAGCAAUAAUCAAACACUCAAUUCUGAUUCAUAUAUGGAAACUUCACUAGAGUCGUCCUUCUACAAACCUGGAUGCCAUUGAUAAUGAUGUUUAUGGAGAUAAGAUCCAAGUGCAAAAAAAAAAAAAAAAACCCCAAUAUGUACAGAUAACCUGGUGGAAA
Microcebus murinus (gray mouse lemur) is the source of this 3028-nucleotide messenger RNA. The record is from RefSeq and is a predicted model, not a curated record. Lineage: Eukaryota; Metazoa; Chordata; Mammalia; Primates; Cheirogaleidae.